UUCAAAUAACUUAAUUGUUUCUUAUUUUGAAGUAUCAAAAUUAAUAUAUGGGUGUUAUGUUUGUCUUAUGUUUAGGAUUUUAUGAAAAUGGAAAAUUAUGAGGCAUUUGUAGGCUUUGAUCUCUGUAAGACACCACUCUCCAGUGUUGCUCAGAAGAUUAUGUCUGCUAUGCAUUCAGGUGAUUUAGUGGAGUCUAAGAAUUGGAGAGAGAGUGAAAAGACUGCAGAAGUGGUAAACAAGUCCAGUGUUAGGAAUUUAGUAGUACUUGAAGAUGGGAAGAAUCAGUCACUGGAAAAAAAGAAUCUUAAUUCUUUUACAAGCCAGACAUCAGGAUCUUCCAUCAAACUCUCUCCUCAAUCCUCCAGGAUCAGACUCACAGAUCAGCUGUCUACUGACCAAAAACAGAAGGACAUCAGCUCAUUGGCUCCUUCCAGUUGUUUAAUUCCACAGUGUAACCAGGAGGCUUCAGUUCUACAGAAGAUGGAACAUAAAAGAAAAUAUUUCCUAAAGGAAAAUAUAAAUAAUGAAAAUAAAGAAAGCAUGAAUCUUAAAAGAAAACAUAGUACAUAUAGUAAUUCAUCAGAGAAAACAAGUAAACAUAUGGCAUUGGAAGAAGAUGCUGAUGAAAUUGAAGCCUACCCAAAAUCUGGGAACUCAAGAGCAUUCAAAAACCAUUUUUGUGAUAUUAGGUAUUUGGAUGAUUUGGAGAAAAACCAGCUGAUUGAAAUGCUCAAACAGGCAGUAGCCUUGGUGGUAACUCUGAUAUAUAAGGAUGGUUCAACCCAGCUAAGAGCUGACCAGGCUCUAGUUUCCUCUGUUAAAGGAAUUGUGAUGUUACUACAGAGCCACGCAGAAGAAGGCAGUGGUCCUUUGGAUGCCUCAGCCUCUUCUGGUGUUCUGGAGGAAGGCUUCACACCCAGUGAUCAGUAUAUCUACAUAAAAACAGAGCACGCUUGUAUUUGGGGCCAAGAACAAGAGGCACAUAAUCAAUUUGCCAGGAACGUGCUGUUUCAAACACUGAAAUGUAAAUGUCCUGUUAUUUGUUUUAAUGCGAAGGAUUUUGUGAGAACCGUGCUGCAGUUUUUUGGUGAUGAUGGCAGUUGGAAGCAUGUUGCUGAUUUUGUAGGGCUAGAUCCCAGAAUUGCUGCAUGGCUUAUAGAUCCUAGUGAUACUGCGCCCUCUUUUGAAGAUUUAGUGGCAAAAUACUUUGAAAACUCCGUCACAGUUAAAGUGAGCAGCACAUAUGGAAAUUCCUCAAGAAAUAUUGUGAAUCAGAAUGUAUGUGCGAACCUGAGGAUACUCUACAGACUUACGAUGGGCCUUUGUUCUCAGUUGAAGAUUUAUGGUUUAUGGCAACUUUUUUGUAUUUUGGAGCUUCCUCUGAUACCAAUUUUGGCAGUAAUGGAAAGCCACAACAUUCAGGUGAACAAAGAAGAAAUGGAGAGGACUUCAGCACUUCUUGGGUCUCGUCUCAAGGAAUUGGAGCAAGAAGCCCAUUUUGUUGCAGGAGAACAGUUUCUUAUAACAAGUAAUAAUCAGCUUCGAGAGAUCCUCUUUGGCAAGCUAAAGCUGCAUCUGCUGAGUCCAAGGGAGACUCUUCCCAAAACGGGGCUGCAGGGACACCUAUCCACGUCAGAAGCCAUGUUAAAUGCUCUACAAGACCUUCAUCCAUUACCCAAGAUAAUUUUGGAAUACAGGCAGGUUCACAAGAUCAAGUCAACCUUUGUAGAUGGAUUACUCGCUUGCAUGAAAAAGGGCUCCAUCUCCUCUACCUGGAAUCAGACUGGAACUGUGACUGGAAGACUCUCAGCCAAGCACCCUGUAAGUUAGCUCUCCUGUUA
Ceratotherium simum simum (southern white rhinoceros) is the source of this 1841-nucleotide messenger RNA. RefSeq names its product DNA polymerase nu (gene POLN). Gene Ontology annotation, biological process: DNA-templated DNA replication; double-strand break repair. Gene Ontology annotation, molecular function: DNA binding; DNA-directed DNA polymerase activity. NCBI's taxonomy places the organism in Eukaryota, Metazoa, Chordata, Mammalia, Perissodactyla, Rhinocerotidae. The record is from RefSeq and is a predicted model, not a curated record.